This is a messenger RNA of Alligator sinensis (Chinese alligator), 970 nucleotides long. It is a transcript of the gene NUBP1, whose product is annotated as nucleotide binding protein 1. The record is from RefSeq and is a predicted model, not a curated record. The coding region runs from base 41 to 841 and encodes 266 amino acids. Gene Ontology annotation, cellular component: cytosol. Gene Ontology annotation, biological process: iron-sulfur cluster assembly. Lineage: Eukaryota; Metazoa; Chordata; Crocodylia; Alligatoridae. The transcript has 10 exons. Gene Ontology annotation, molecular function: iron-sulfur cluster binding; ATP binding; ATP-dependent FeS chaperone activity.
CGCCGGGCCGGACCCUGCGCUCGAGGAGAUACAGGCGAAGAUGAAGGGGGUGAAGCACAAGAUCCUGGUGCUGUCAGGGAAGGGCGGGGUCGGCAAGAGCACAUUCAGCGCCCAGCUGGCCCACGGCCUGGCGGCCGAUGACACCAAGCAGGUUGCUUUGCUGGACAUAGACAUUUGUGGUCCAUCAAUACCUAAAAUGAUGGGUUUAGAGGGAGAACAGGUUCAUCAGAGUGGUUCUGGAUGGUCUCCAGUGUAUGUUGAAGAAAACUUAGGUGUCAUGUCUGUGGGAUUCUUGCUUAGUAGUCCUGAUGAUGCUGUUAUCUGGAGAGGACCCAAAAAAAAUGGAUUGAUCAAACAGUUUCUUCGGGAUGUGGAUUGGGGUGAAGUUGACUACCUGAUUGUAGAUACACCCCCAGGUACUUCAGAUGAACAUCUAUCUAUUAUGCAAUAUCUUGGUGCAACACACAUAGAUGGGGCAGUUAUAAUCACCACUCCUCAGGAAGUGGCCUUGCAGGAUGUUCGGAAAGAGAUCAACUUCUGUCAUAAGGUUAAACUGCCAAUCAUCGGUGUUGUUGAAAAUAUGAGUGGCUUUAUAUGCCCAAAAUGUAAGAAUGAAUCUGAAAUCUUUCCUCCAACAACAGGAGGUGCAGAGACGAUGUGCAAAAAUUUAAAUGUUUCUUUCCUGGGUAAAGUGCCUCUAGAUCCUCAAAUAGGAAAAAGUUGUGAUAACGGCCAGUCAUUUUUGUCUGAAAUACCCGAGUCCCCAGCUACAUCAUCUUACAAAAAUAUCAUCCAAAGAAUUCAAGAUUAUUGUGGUUUACACCAAUCUCAAGAAAAGUAGAUCCAACUAGUGAAUGGACUUUAUACAUAUUUCAUAUUAAUUAUAGGAAAAUAAUUUAUGUCCUGAAUGAUCAGAAUCAAAUGUAAAGAGAUCUCCUUUUCUAUUUGCAAAUAAAUUUUUGGUAAUUAA